AUGGCUCCUAUAACUAUAAGAAAGCAUGAAUCGAGUAGUUCCAAACGCAAAAGAAUAAAGGAACGAGACAAAUUUAUUCAAAGUCAAUUAGGGGCUAUGGAUAAAUUUGUUUUCAAUAAAGGGAACGAAACACAAUAUUUAGGGGAUAUAGGGGUAGAUGUAGACAUUAAUGUUGGUGUAAUAGAAAAUGUGGAGCAAUCAAUGGAGACUCAAACACUUUCUAAGGAAGAUGUUGAUAUUGGCCUAGAAAAAAAUAUAGAGAAUCAAAUGGAGGAACCUUUUGAAGUAGAUAUUGAUGUUAAUGUAGAAGAAACUAUGGAGCCUGGUUCGGAAGGGAAUGAUGAUAUUCCCAACAUCUUUGAUCCUAAAAAUUGGGAUAAUCUUGCUCCUAAAUUGAUGGAUUUAUUGGUGAAAAAAAGUCCUCUAAGAGAUGUGUUGACAGGAAAAUGUCCGAAAAAUGGAUCAAAUAACAGGCGUUUAACAUCUGAAUUCUAUACUAUGCACUUAUCAAAUGGGCAGAAGCAUCAUCGAGAUUGGCUUGUGUAUUGUAAGGAUCUUGACAGAGUAUUUUGCUUCUGCUGUAAAGUCUUCAAGACCAAACGACAACUUUCUCAGUUAGCACAUGAUGGAAUAAGGGAUUGGGGGCACCUUUCUCACAGUUUGAUGCAACAUGAACGAAGUUCAGACCAUAUAACUUUAUACUUGAUUUGGGUUGAGUUACGUGAACGACUAGAAACUAAUCAAGUAAUAGAUAAAGUUUUGCAGGAUCAAAUCAAAUUAGAGACUGAACAUUGA
Molecule: messenger RNA, 795 nt
Organism: Impatiens glandulifera
Lineage: Eukaryota; Viridiplantae; Streptophyta; Magnoliopsida; Ericales; Balsaminaceae
Product: zinc finger MYM-type protein 5-like
Exons: 1
Coding region: 1-795 (264 amino acids)
Source: RefSeq, a predicted model, not a curated record